Amyelois transitella is the source of this 3797-nucleotide messenger RNA. RefSeq names its product RNA polymerase II-associated protein 1. The transcript has a single exon. The coding region runs from base 123 to 3764 and encodes 1213 amino acids. The record is from RefSeq and is a predicted model, not a curated record. Lineage: Eukaryota; Metazoa; Arthropoda; Insecta; Lepidoptera; Pyralidae. Gene Ontology annotation, cellular component: nucleus. Gene Ontology annotation, biological process: transcription by RNA polymerase II.
CAUUGUCCAUGUCCUUUGUUUUGUUGCGUUUGUGAUUGUGAGAUGUACUAUACAAUUAAGGUGUUUUUUCGUAUUAAUAUUCUUAUUCCCAAAGUAACGAAUUAGUUCCAUAAAAUAUAACCAUGUUUACCAGACCUAAACCCGGUGAAGAUGAAGACGAAAUAUUACGAAUGCAAGAGGAAUUUUUACGCGAGAAGAAUAAAAACCAACAUUUGCAACCAGCAGCACAAGUCACCAAUUUACGACCGAAAGGAACCAACAAUAAUGUUAUAAGUGAUACGAGAAAACCUUCAAAGUAUGCUCAGUUAAAAGGGUUAAAAAAUCAUGAAGAGAAACAAGAUGAAGGUGAGUCUGGUGCCGAAUUUGGCGCAAUUGUGGGUGAUAUUAUUGAGAAAAAUACAGGAGAACUACCAAAAUCAAAAGAUAAUGUAAUAGAGGAUGACAAAGUCUAUUAUCCCAAAGUGAUUCCAUCAAUUUUAGGAAAUAUUGUAGAAAAGAAUGUAGAUACCAUUAUGGUGUUUAAUGGUAAACCAAUGCCACCUCAAGGGUUUCCAGUAGCGGUUAAACGAGAUCCUACUCUGAGUGUUGGCAAAAGAACUGCAUCUAACCUAAAGGCUGCCAAAAUUCCUAGAACAGAAACAAAAAUGGACACUGAUGAGUCAUCUUCUUCCAUUGUGCAAAUAAAAGAAGGCUUGUCUGAACAAAAAAAUCUUCCUACAAAAAGCUACAUUGUAUCAUCAAGUGAAGCUGAUGACAUUCAUAGUGAAAAUGUUAAAACUCUUAGUAAAUUAUCUGAAAAAGAAAUUUUAGAGGAACAAAGAAAGUUGAUGUCCAAUUUAGAUCCAAAAAUAAUAGAAUUUAUCAAAGCUCGUCGUCAGAAAGCAACUACAGAAGAAAACUAUGCACCAUUUAAAAACCCUAAUGCGAAAUCAGAAGAAACAGAUGGAAACAUGGAUACUGAUGAAUCAUUGAACAACUUGCCAGCUGAUGAUUCUCUCUGGGAAAAUGACGUCCUCUCACAUCCACAAGUAAACAAUUGGGUGCACUUUGACUCUCUUGAAAAAGACAAGCUGAUGUGGAUGAGAGGUAUUGAAGAGUGUAAAAAACUUAGACCAGAUGAGCCUUAUGAGGCCAGAUUUAACUUCAAUGGGUACCUGUUGCCCUACACUAUAGAAUACACGGAGAAAACAAAAACAUUGUUCCACCAUGGAGAAGAACCACACAGGCCGGGCUACACUUUAUCAGAACUGUUUGAACUUUCAAGGUCUGCAGUAGCGCAACAGAGGGUCAUGGCACUGAAUACAAUUGCUGGAAUAUUAGACUACUACAAUGCAGGAAUUUACAAAAACAUCAUAGAAAUUCCACUCAGCAAAAUAUUUUUUGUCAUUCGAUACGCUAUGGAUGAAAAUAAGCCUUUGAUAUUAGAACCGGCUUUGAAAGCAAUGAGAAAUUUAGUGUACAAUCGAAUUGAUGAAGCUAGUUUAGAUGCUUUACUUGGAUUCGGAGAAGGCUUGCACCAGCCAUGUUUGGAGAAUGACAAGUCAGAGAUAGAUGAAUUGGAAUCUAAGGAAAGUGAUUUGAAAGAUUUCCAUUUGGCGGAAAUUGAUAUCAUCACGGCUUUAAUGAGAACUGAUGUGCUACAGAGAUUGUAUUAUAUUUUGGAAACUGUUAAACCAUCUUUUAACUGUGUCCAUUAUUGCUUACAAAUAUUGACAAGGCUUGCCAGGGAUUCUGUUGCAACGGCAAUGACAAUAAUUCAGACUGAUCACUUGAUGCAGUGUAUCAUUAAAUAUUUUCUGCCCGCUAGCAGUUUGAGCUUUGCUUUCAUUCCACAAAUAGUGUACAAUGGUAAACCAAUCUUAGCUGCUCUGAAAUUCUUUAGAGUUCUGUCACUGCAAAGUAUGGAUAUUAGUGGCAUUUUAGUACAAAAAUAUGAUAUAUUGAAACCAAUUUCUGAGUACAUAAGCUCUGGUGUAGAUGGGACGUACGGCCUUCGGGUGCAAAUAGAAGCUUACUCUAUUCUUUGUAACUUGUUGCAGUUCUGUUUCGGCACACAAGUAGCUAAAUCUCUGUGUCCUAUGAUUGUUACAACUCUUUAUAAACAUGUGAGAGGAACAGAUAUCUUUAGUAAUUCUUCUGUGGUCUCUGCCACUCACGCUGCGGUUGUUUUGCAAUUCACUAAUAAGUUCUUAGGUUGCUACUCUGUGAAUCGUGAUUCUUUCAAACAGCAGGUAUAUCCACUAUUGAAGGAAGGGAUUCAGAAGUGGCUUGCACAGUUGGCGCACUCAGAAACUUACACCUGUGGACACCUCAGACUUAUAAGUGCAGCACUGGACUGCUGUAAAACUGUUCUGUUGCUUGAAAGGUUGCAAUUGAAGUUUCUCAGUGAUUCCUUAAAGACGCUUUCUGCAUCUAAAGGAUUCAAGGAGAUAAUAAGAAAUUUGAUAGCUUCUUCUAAUCUGUUGUCAAAAAUUGAGAACAGUGAUCUUCAUUACACUAAGAAUUUGAAAUGUCUCGGAACAUCUGUGAUAGAUUCUACACAAAAGGUAUUACCAAUCCUUAAUGUGAAUUCGCCUAUCCCGUUUUUGUCAUCACUGCUGGUUGUGUUAAGGCUAACGGAAGAUUCACGGGUCACAAAAUGUAUUUACGAUCACUUCUCAACUUAUCUGAGAAAUGUGGCGAAUAAAGCUCCCAGUUUGUGUGACAAUUGGUUCACUAGAAUCGAAACUGACUUUUUAUUUAGCCUUGUGAAAAUUGCUGUCCUCAAUGAUUUCCCAGAUACAAAUAAAGACCUUAUUUACAAAGUUGCUAGUAAGCUUUGCUACAUUUUAAGGAUGGACAAGAAGUUUGAACUGGAAUUUCUUUUCAACAGUGUUGUUUUCAAUAAAAAUUGGUUCACAGCUGAAAGACUGUUCAAUUUAUUAUCACUAUCUGAUGCAGAAAACUUCUCCAAGGCUCUGACUUCAAUAGGGGAUAUAAAACUUAGUUACCGCAAAGUAAUCAACUUGAGCUAUAGAGAAACAUAUAAUAAUGUAUUGAGGAAGUGGCAGGAACCAUUUCUGCCAAGAGAUUGGAUAUACAUGCCUAUAUUGAUCUUGUAUAGUCAAGGAGGAGAAGAAAAACUAAGAACAAGCGAGGAGCAGGCUGACAAAGUGGCACCAAUGAAGGAACUCAUCAUAUCAGGCUGUUUAGAGUGGAUCCUCUUCAAUGAACUAUGUUUCCCGGAUCUACUGAACGACAUAAACAUCACAGAUAGAUUUUGCCGCAUCCUGUGCGUCUUUUUAUGUGAUAACUCCCUGUUUCUUGAGAAAAACAUAAAGCUUUUACUGCGGAAGUGUGUUCAAACUCUGUUUAAAAACAAGGCAGGUUUCGAUUUUGACAAGGAGUUGACAGGGUUGCAUAAUUUCCAGGAUUUUUACACUCAGCUGUUGGAGCAGUUCCAAUCAGUUAGUUACGGGGACCACACUUUCGCUGCAUGCAUUUUGGUGCCUUUGGCGCAACAGCAUAACGUGAAGUGGCGAAAGUUGCUUUGGUCAGAAUACGCUGGAUGUUUGCGAGCGCUCGACUGCCCCGAAGAGCUUCUCUGCUACCCUGUAGAGGAUUAUCUUUAUCCAGAAGAAACGGACGAGUCAUUGAUAAAGUCUUACUUCCAAGCUGUAAACAGUAACCUGUUGAGGCCAGACACAAUAGCGUAUAGGAUAGCUCAACAUCACGUAGAGUGCUUUAAGAAAAGACAAGAUGCCUUGAAUAAUGUUAAGCAAUAAUUUUUGUAUGUACCUAUGUAAUUAAAAUUUAUG